Molecule: messenger RNA, 1512 nt
Organism: Salvia hispanica
Lineage: Eukaryota; Viridiplantae; Streptophyta; Magnoliopsida; Lamiales; Lamiaceae
Product: malonyl-coenzyme:anthocyanin 5-O-glucoside-6'''-O-malonyltransferase-like
Source: RefSeq, a predicted model, not a curated record
UCGCAAAUUUCAACUUAACUAAACGAAAUCGAAUUAUAUAUAACCCCCUCAACUCCCACUGCCAUCCCACCACCACCAUGUCCACCGUGCUGGAGCGCUGCACCAUCCAGCCGCCGCCGCACACACCGGAGCUAACCCUCCCCCUCCUCCACUUCGACAUCACCUGGCUCUACUUCCACCCCGUCCACCGCCUCCUCUUCUUCAACCACCCUUGCUCCAAAUCCCAUUUCCUCCAAUCCAUUCUCCCCCAAAUCAAACACUCCCUAUCCCAAACCCUAUUCCACUUCCCCCCUCUCACCGGCAAAAUCACCCUCCCCCUCACCUCCGACUCCGAUCCCCCCUUCGCCCGCUUCUCUCCCGGCGACUCCGUCUCCCUCACCGUCGCCGAAUCCGACCUCGACUUCUCCCACCUCACCGCCAACCACCCCCGCAACGCCGACGACUUCCACGCCUGCGUCCCCCACCUCCCGCCGCCGCUGCAAUCCUCCGACGACGUCGUUUUCUCCGUUCUAGCUCUCCAAAUCACACUUUUUCCCGAUCAAGGCAUUUGCCUAGGCUUCACCAACCACCACGCCAUCGGCGACGCCAGCUCCGUCGUCCAAUUCAUCAAAGCAUGGGCCGCCGCCACCAAAAACUCCGCCCAAAUCGAGAAUACCUCGCUGCUGCCGUCCUUCGAUAGAUCCGCCGUGGCCGAUCCCGCCGGCCUCGAUUCACACUACUGGAAUUUGAUGAAAAAAUCACGCGCAGUCGAGUCGCCGCCGGUCACGUUCCCUCUAAAUAAACACCGGGCAACCUUUACCCUCACCGCCGACGACAUCCGCCGCCUGAAAAUCCACGUGCAAGGCCGUCGGCCGGAGAUCCGGCCGACGACGUUCGUCGCCGCCUGCGCCUUCGUGUGGAGCUGCCUGGCGGCAGCGGAGGCGGCGCCGCCGCCGGCCGACGAGGCGGAGUAUUUCUGCUUCGCGGCGGACUGCCGGGGGAGGCUGCGGGCGGCGCUGCCGGCGGGGUACUUCGGGAACUGCCUGGCGUUCGUGAAGGCGGAGGCGGGGAGCGGGGAGCUGAGGGGGGAGGGAGGGGUGGCGGCGGCGGCGGAGAGCAUCGCCGGAGCGAUAGAGAGGAGGGUGUACAACGAGAAGGGGAUUCUGGAGGGGGCGGAGGAGUGGCCGAGGGAGUUCGGGGAAUUGAUCGGGAAGAGGCUGUUCGGGGUGGCGGGGUCGCCCAAGUUCGAUCUGUAUGAAGUGGACUACGGGUGGGGGCGGCCGAACAAGUUCGAGUCGCCGUCGAUCGACAGCGACACGUCGAUGUCGCUUUGUAAGUCGAGGGAUUUUCAAGGAGGAUUGGAGAUUGGAUUGUCCAGACCUCGCCAAUUCUUGGAUGCAUUUGCCGCCGUUUUUCAGCAAUCACUCAACAAUUUAUAGGAUUUUUUUCAAUUUUCGAUCAAUGUCAUUUCUUUCUCGUUGCAUGUGAUUUUAUCAUUUUAGUAUGUGGACAUCGAUUUGCUUAGUUUCUUAA